UAGAAAAAGAGAGAGAAAAAAAAGUCCACAUAAAACGAGCAAAUAUCCUUUUCUCAAACAUCAUGGCUGCCCUUUUGUUCUUACUCUUUUUGUCUGCAUUUUCCUUAGCAGCUGCUCGAAUUAGCCCGAGUUCUACUCUUACACCCACUGGCAAGAACUCAUCAUGGUUGUCACCUUCAGGGCUUUAUGCCUUUGGGUUCUAUCCCAUAGGCAAUGGCUAUGCUGUGGGAGUUUUCCUCAAUGGAAUUCCUGAUUCCCUCAGAGGAAUUCCUGAUAAGACCGUAGUAUGGACAGCCAAUAGGGAUAGUGCCAUUCAUCCACUGAAUGUUACACUGGUUCUAACCAAUGAUGGAAGGCUAAUCCUGCAGCAGUCACCAGGCCAAGAAGUAGACAUUGUCAAUCUUGCUGAAGACAAGAUUGCUUCAGCUUCUAUGCUAGAUUCAGGAAAUUUUGUCCUGUACAAUUCUGCUAACAACACCAUAUGGCAGAGUUUUGAUUAUCCAACUGACACCCUUUUACCCACUCAGCGUCUUAUAACUGAUGACGGGCAAGGUCAGGGGCAGCUGUUUUCAAGUGCUUCAGAAAAUGAUCCUUCAACAGGGCCUUUCCGCCUAAUUAUGCAGCAAGAUGGAACCCUGGUGCAAUAUCCUACAGAUGCACCGAGUUUAGAUCCAUAUGCUUACUACUCAUCAUACACUAAUAAUGGCGGGCCGCAUGUGACCCUGAAUCUUGACCCAAAUGGAUAUCUCUACCUGUUGAGGGACAAUGGCACCAUAAUAUUCAAUGUCACUCAAGGAUUCCCCGAUCAGAAAACAAUCUAUCGCGCAACCAUUGAUGUGGAUGGUAUUUUUCGGCUAUAUUCAUAUUCUCUCCAGUACAAAGACAACUGGAUCGUCAGGUAUAACACUACAUCAAAUAAAUGUGAACCCAAAGGCAUAUGCGGACUCAAUGCCUUCUGCAGCAAUGUAGAUACUGACAUCGAAUGUAAGUGCAUUCCAGGAUUCGAUUUUAUUUCUCCAGGUGACCUCAGCUCAGGGUGUCAGAGAAAUUUUUCACAAGAGGGAUGUCAAUCCCCGAAAGAAAUCCUCAGAUUCACAAUGAUGCCAAUACCAAACACAGUCUGGGAAAAUGCUUCAUAUGACACAUUCAAGACAAGCAUAAGACAAGAAUGCGAACAGGCUUGUCUAAACGAUUGCAACUGUGGCGCAGCGUUAUUUGGAGAUGGUGGAUGCAGCAAGCAAAGGCUUCCAUUGAAAUAUGGGAAAAGAGUGCUGACUAAUCCAAAAGUUGCUCUUGUGAAGGUGGGCAUGCCUGGUUCCCCAGUUGGAGGUGGUCCGAGCUAUCCCCAAUUACACCCCAAGAAAAAGUUGCGUCUGGAUAUCUUAAUCAUCAGCAUUUCACUUCUUGUUUUUGCCCUGGUGAUACUUGUAAUUUCUGGGGUUCUUAUUCAUAUACAUCAAUUAGGUGCUCACAAAAACAUGUCCAGAUACAAGAAUGCUGAACCAAUCGGCGAUGUUGCCCCGCGGGCAUUCACCUAUGCAGAACUAGAGCGGGCAACAAAUGACUUCAAAGAAGAGCUGGGACAAGGAGCAUUUGGAACUGUUUACAAAGGUAUGCUGAUGGAUUUCCAGAAGACAGUCGCCGUGAAAAGACUGGAAAAAAUAUUAGCUGAAGGGGAAGCAGAAAGGGAGUUCCAUAAUGAGAUGGCAGUGAUUGGAAAAACACAUCAUCGUAAUCUUGUCCGGUUACUUGGUUACUGUGCUGAUGGACCUAAGAAGCUUCUAGUGUAUGAAUACAUGAGCAGCGGAUCAUUGGCGGAUGUCCUUUAUGCCAAAGAGAACCAGCCCAACUGGGAUGAAGGGAUUAAAAUUGCUUGUGACAUUGCAAGAGGUAUUCUCUACUUACAUGAAGAGUGUGAGACACAAAUCAUCCAUUGUGACAUCAAACCUCAAAAUAUCCUCAUGGAUGAACACAGAUGUGCAAAAAUCUCAGAUUUUGGCCUAGCAAAACUCUUAAAGCAUGAUCAGACCAAAACCUUUACUGCAAUCAGAGGGACAAAAGGCUAUGUUGCACCAGAAUGGCAUAAAAAAUUGCCAGUCACAGUUAAAGCAGAUGUGUACAGCUAUGGGAUUGUGCUGCUCGAGAUCAUAUGUCGCCGAAAGAACAUUGAUUGGAGCUUCCCCGAGGAUCAAGCUAUUCUUGAAGAAUAUGCUUAUGAUUGCUUUGAGGCUCAAGAGUUGCAUAAAUUGUUUGCUGAUGAUGAGCUUGUUAACAUGAGACAACUGGAAAGAAUGAUCAAGAUAGCUAUCUGGUGCAUCCAAGGAGAGCCCUCACUUCGUCCCACAAUGAAGAAAGUUCUGCUAAUGCUAGAAGGGACAGUAGAUAUCCCAAUACCACCAAAUCCUACUUCUUUUCUCAGUUCUACCUAGCACGACAGUUUCUUUCUUUUGUUAUGCUUUGUUCAACUAGUGUCAAAUGUAAUCCAGUAUUAGAUAAAUGUGAUGCAGCAAUAAAAGAAUUGCUUUACAA
This is a messenger RNA of Coffea eugenioides, 2529 nucleotides long. Its product is annotated as G-type lectin S-receptor-like serine/threonine-protein kinase LECRK3. The coding region runs from base 63 to 2429 and encodes 788 amino acids. Lineage: Eukaryota; Viridiplantae; Streptophyta; Magnoliopsida; Gentianales; Rubiaceae. Gene Ontology annotation, molecular function: protein serine/threonine kinase activity; ATP binding. The record is from RefSeq and is a predicted model, not a curated record. The transcript has a single exon. Gene Ontology annotation, biological process: recognition of pollen; protein phosphorylation.